CAGUUAAAGCGCCGGACAUUCGCUUCGCUUUUCGUCCUCUCAUUUUCGUAAACAACAAAAGUGCCACUAGAAGGCAGUGAGUAUGACUUCUCUGGCAGAGGCUGUAUACGCGUGGCCAUGUGAGAGCAUUUUGAGAGGGAGGGAGGACCCACCCCACUCUCGGCCAUACCAGGGCAUUUGGAGGCCGUAUUGUUCUGCAAUUCUUUUUACUUCUAUUGUAUCUUGACGUUGUUGUUAAACUAAAGUUUCGACUUUUCAAUAAAUAGUAAAGCUUUGCGUUAUAGGACAUAUUAAUGACCAUUAGAAAGUCAAUUGUAAUACAAGGUGUUUGAUUUAUUCUUUUUAUACAUCUGGAAAUUCUUUAAAGCUCGUUUAAGGACAUUGAAAGCACUGUAUGCUGGGGUAAAUGAAAUCGAAAAAAAAGUUUAUCAACACCCUUAAAACUGUUUCGAAGUUGAGCAACGACAUUAACUCUUCCUUUUAGACCUAUAUGCCGUACUACCGUGCAUCGGUCUUUUGUUACUACGAUAUUGCUUGAAAAAAGUAACCUAUUUAUCAAUUCAAGUUAAUGUAUUUAGAUUUAACUUAUAUUUUGUCCACUGAAGUACUUUAACCAGUGAACUACUUUUCCUUAUUGUUUAAGGGUCACUUGAUGAUUUAAGUACUUGGCAUUGAACCAGUAAGUUGCAGCUCCGAACUCUCCAUCACCUAUAUCGAUUUCAGCAUCUGAAUAGUAUCACUAACCGUCUAGCGUUAUGUGGACACAUUCUAUGUUGCUUCACUCGCUUGAAAAUCGGUCUUGAUGAAUGAUUACCUAAAGAACGCCACAUUAUGUUUUGGGGCACCCUAGUGGUAUACAAUCCUUACACAAAUUAAAACAAUCGGAAAUAUAGAUUACCAACUACUUACGUUAUAACCACUUGUUCAAAAACCUUCAUUUUAUGGUUUGAAAUAAGCUCAUUUUAUAUCGCUUUAUUUUCAUAUGGUUUAGAGCAUUUUACAACUUUAUUAUAAUCUUUAUGUCAUUGAACAACUUAUCUGUAUUGGAAGUUCUCUGUCUAGACAGUUUUAGGCCAUUUAGAUGAUUGCUUAUGAAAACUCAUAUCCCAAUCUAAUUUCUGACCUGUCUAUUCUAAAAGAAUUUUUACAGUCAGAAUUUAUUUAAAGGUUUGCACCUUCAUGCAGUUCGGACAAUGAGUAGGUUUUGUUAAAAACAUAAUCUAGCUGCUGAUAUAUGUCGUGUCUCUGAAGUCGAAGGCCCAGUAAAGUACUGCAAAUUCGUUCUCCAUUAGUUGGUUUCAGUGUCGUGUUUCAUGUUCAUCUAUCGUAGAACCGUGUAACCGUGAUACAGCCUUUCUGAGCUAAGGUUCUACACAUUUGAUCAUCAUUGUGUACAAAAGAUUGUUCAGGUUUCUCAGCAACACGAUGUAUUUUUGGUGUUCUCUUAAUACCAGUUCAUCCAUGCUGUAGACAAAUGUUCUAUCAGGGAUGUUAUGUCAAAAUAUCGGGUUCGGAAGUUUUGAUACGCUAUUCGCAGAAAAUCCCGGCAACUUUUAUACCAAGCACUAACUGCUAACAACUAGGUUUAGAAGACAGAAACAAUCAGUUUAUGAUACGGUUGUCAGCAGUCGAAGGACAGUUAUGAUAACAGACCAAGAACUUAUUUCUGUAAACCUGCUCAGUUUCAUUCCCUCUUUUUCGUUGUUGUGUUUCAUCGCGCUUUUAAAUUCUUCCUUUCUUUCGACAUAUUGCAAUUUAUUUCUUCAUGGAACUUUAAAAGUCUACUUGUAUUGUGCCACAUUUAGGUCGCCUUAAAUCUGAAAUAGCACCAGCACUAAAGUAUUUGAGUAAUGGUCUUAUGGCUUCUAAGUCUCAAAUAAUUGAAUUGGAUCUCAGUGACAACGCUUUCGGUCCAAAUGGGAUUGUUGGUAUAACUGAUUUACUGGCGAGCAAUACUUGUCACACGCUUGAGGUACUGCGAAUGAACAACCAAGGUCUUGGGCAUGAAGGAUGUCGAUAUCUUGCAGAGGCCUUAGAAAAAGGACGAUGUUUGUCAAAGAAUCAAGGACUACUACUAAAAAUAUUCUCUGGAGGAAGAAAUCGUUUAGAAAAUGUCGGAGCUCAAAUGCUUUCCAAGGUUUUCUGUGAUAUGGGGUCCUUAGAAGAGCUUUCUCUGUAUCAAAAUGGAAUUGGAAUUCAUGGGGUAGACGGUAUUUUGUCAUUGGUGAAAAUAAUCAAAUCUAAUCCAAAUUUACGAGUGUUAAAUUUGUCGGACAAUUCACUUACUCCACGUGGUGCCGAAGCAAUUGCACGUGCCCUACCUUCAGUAGUCAAUCUAGAGGAACUUUAUUUGAGCGAUUGUAUACUCCGAUCAACUGGUGUAAAGGCACUUGCUUCCGCUUUUGAAGAUCCUGACAUCACUCCCAAUUUAAGAGUUUUGAAUCUAACUGGAAACGAAAUCAAACUGUCUGCUGGGAUUAAUUUAAUUCUAUCCUUGGGCAAUAAAUCCCAUUUAGAAUUACUAGACUUGAAUGCUAAUGAAUUCGGUCGCUGUGGUGUUCGAUCAAUAAUUCAAACGCUUGAUUCAGUCGGACUUUUGCACACAUUACCCAAUCCAAACGACAAAGAAGAUUCAUCAAAUAAAUCAGUUACAGAGGAAUCCUAUUUAUGGGCAUUUGACGAAGAUCAAGGUUCAGAUCAAGAGGACGAAGAUGAUGAAACCAACGAAGGAGAGGGGGAAGAGGAUGAUAAUGAAAAUGCAGAAGAUGAUGAUUCUAGAAGAAGUCAAUAUGGAGAUGAUGAUGAUGAUGAUGAUGAACGAGAAAAUCACACUGAUAUAACUUCAGACCAAAAGGAGAGUUCAGGCGUUAAUUUCAGUUUUCGUGAGGCAUUUUCAAAAAUUGGAACUAUUGGUGGUGGUUGUUUAACCCCACAAAAUGAAAAUAUCCAAAUAAAUAAACCUGGACCUUUUGGUAAACAAUCACUUGGUUUAUUUUCUGGAAUUUCACCUCAAAACACUGAUACAACAGAUGCCGGUGUGAUUCGUUCAAAACUAUGGCCUUCUUCAGGUUUAGGCAAUUUAUUCAAUUUUGGUGAUAAUGCAAACGCAAAAAGAAAUCUAUUUUCUCCACCAAUUCUAUCGAAUAAGGCUGUUGGUCAAGUUGUUGAUGAAAAGAAAUUAGAUGAGGAUAAACUUAGACAACUUUUAAACGAUGCACUUUGUAAUCCAAAACAAGAAAUGAGUAGAAAUCGUUUGAUCGACUUUCUUGGAUCUACUGAAUACUUUAAACAACCACCGAUACAUCCUGUUAUAAUGUUAUGCUCACAAACAGCUUCACCAGAGAAUAUAGUUCGUUUAAGUUUAGCAUUAUCACGUAGUGUUAUAUGUCAAACAAAUUCUGUUUCUGGUGCAAUUAUGCAAUUGGCUAUUGGUUUAUUAGCUUCAGUAUUUACAGAUGUUUAUAAAAAGAAUAGAGAUAAUCAUCGUAUUAGUUGUGCAAUCAAUUGUCUUCUUGUUUAUUUAGGUGCUAUUAAACCGGAAAAAGAUAGUGAAGAUUGGGUUGAUUGUUCAUUGAUGACUACUACUACUAAUAAUAAUAGUAAUAAUAAUAGUGUAAAAUUUAAUAUACAGCAUUAUUUACGAUUGACUAAAACACUGAUCGAUUAUUUCGGACCACAAUUAAUACCAAGUGUAUGUAAUUGUUUAACGGUACUUUUAUCGGAACAACGUAAAAAAGAAAUGCAUUCAGAAUCAUCUUCUAGUCAUGAUAUUCACACAUUGGAUGGUAUUCAUUUACGUGAUGAUAUUAUUAAUUCAUUAGAGAAACAAAUGACUUCAAUGAAUUUGAAACAAUGA
Schistosoma guineensis is the source of this 3856-nucleotide messenger RNA. NCBI's taxonomy places the organism in Eukaryota, Metazoa, Platyhelminthes, Trematoda, Strigeidida, Schistosomatidae. The record is from the annotation of a GenBank genome assembly.